AAAAUCGUUGAAUUAUUUUAGGUUCCUGACUUGUGGCGGUAAACUGAAAACGUCUCGUAUAGCCUCCCAUGGAGGAAGCAAAGCCACGAGGUCCCCAGCCGAAGAUUCAUGAACUCCAUUGACGCAAUUCAUCAUCCCGACCGACAACAUUUCCCAAUUUCCAUGACUUCCUUCUCAGCCAAAUUUUGUAUUCCUAAAGUAUUUAUCGGCGCGAAAAUUAGGGUUUCGAUCUUGGAAAUGUGAUCAGCCAUGGCGGAUCACUACAGGUUGCUAGGAGUCACAAAAAGCUCUUCGAAAGAAGAAAUCAAAGAAGCAUUUCGUAAAUUGGCGAUUCAAUAUCAUCCAGAUAAGCAUGCUCAAUCCUCCAAAUCUGCAAGAGAUGCUGCCACUCUUAAAUUCAAGCAGGUUUCUGAAGCUUACGAGGUUCUCGUUGAUGAUCGUAAGCGUGCUGCGUACAAUUUAAGCCGCUACAACAAAAAUUCUAGUUAUUCUUACCAUAAUAACUAUGAUCCCAAUUACUACUAUCGCGGUGGUUCUUAUCAUCGCCCUCCGCCAUUUUCGUCCCAACCACAUCGUUUUAUGUUGAAUUUGGAUGCCUUUUUUCGAUAUAUGACGACUCGUGCUUUUCUUCUAAACGUUGCGUUUGCCGGGCUAUUACUUGGUGGGACAGUAGCAAUUGACAUGGGUGGAGAGGCUUUGUGGAAGAUGCAAAAUCCAGGGAAAUCAUUCGAAGAAGUUAUGGAAUCAAUUGAAAAGAAGAAAGGGCAUAAAGGCCACGAAUAGAUAUAUGCUGCUAUUGUACUAGAAUCGAAACAACCUGCGUAGAUCGUGCUACCAAUUGACGUUUUCGAUAGAUCAAGUCGAGAGUAACAAAGGUUAGAGAAAGAGGGUGUUGUAGUUGUUUGAAUAGUGUAAUUUUACAUCUCCAAUUUUGAUGAAGCCUGUCAUAUGAAGCUCUUACAAUUUACAACCUACGCUGUGGAAUGUGGACUGUGCAUUAGUUCUGCCUCCCAGACUAUUCCGUCCCAAUCAAUGCGACUCGAAUGUAUCAGUGAGAGUAAAUGUUUCGAAUUUGUAUAAUGUGCUUUUUAUGUUGUAAUUGUAUAUUUGUAUAUUCGUGGAUUUAUUACAUUAUUUAUUGAUAACGAUAAAACUAAUGAGAGAUUGCUCAAAAUAACUCACAUUUCA
Messenger RNA from Amaranthus tricolor (Joseph's coat), 1188 nucleotides. RefSeq names its product chaperone protein dnaJ 72. The transcript is spliced from 3 exons. The coding region runs from base 250 to 783 and encodes 177 amino acids. The record is from RefSeq and is a predicted model, not a curated record. NCBI's taxonomy places the organism in Eukaryota, Viridiplantae, Streptophyta, Magnoliopsida, Caryophyllales, Amaranthaceae.